CCAGUUGGUUACCAAUUGUAUAAUGCAACUUUAUAUCCUCACAUGGCUUACCAAGGAUUGUAUCACCUUCCUGGACAGGCUUUGGACUUGGAGCAGGGGCAGCCGGCUUCCAUGGUGGCAGGGCAGCCAGCUUCCAUGGUGGCAGGGCCACCAGCUUUUCAGGUAGCUGGUGGAGUUGGAGUUGGAGUGGUAGGUUUCUGGAUUGAUGAACAACAGGCCCUUGGUAUCUUUGUUACUGCUCAUCUGUUGCUGCUGCUGUGCUUGAUGUGUACCCACUUGGUUGUGGCUCUAAGUCUUCUAGUUUGGUUAGGCAACUACCCAUUUUACCCUAAUUCUCAGUAAUCUUUACAAGCUGAAAAGGGUGUAAAAGAACCAGAGAAACAGACUGGCACUUACGAAUUGGAUUGAGAACUUGGUGAAGGACAGUAAUUGCGCUAGGAAGAGAUGGAAAAACAAUGCAGAAUAUCGAACAAAACAGGAACUUUCAAUUCAAGAUUUGAGUUUUGAAGGGGAUAUAUUACAUUGUGCACCGAAGGAAUGAAUUCGAUAAUGAAACAAAAAACCCAGAUUGGGACAUUGAGAUAGGGAAUAUAAAGAGUGGAUGUUCCC
This is a messenger RNA of Rubroshorea leprosula, 609 nucleotides long. Lineage: Eukaryota; Viridiplantae; Streptophyta; Magnoliopsida; Malvales; Dipterocarpaceae. The record is from the annotation of a GenBank genome assembly.